AUGACUCCGUACGCGUUCUCAUCCGACCAGUUUAUGAAGUUGGUAGUGACGACCUUGUGCAGCUGCUGUUUCUUACUUUGCUAUCAACCUGCAGCAGUAGUGGUAAAUGCCCAACAGGUGAUAACACAGAGCGACAUGAAUGAGAUCGCCAAGGGGAUGCGGAAGAUAUGCUUGUCCAGGCAUAAAAUCUCUGAAGAAAUGGCCAACUAUCCUGGUCAGGGUGUUUUUCCCGACGAAAGAGAUUUUAAGUGUUACGUGGCAUGUUUAAUGGAUCUUACCCAAACUUCUAAAAAGGGAAAGCUAAACUACGAAGCCGCCAUGAAGCAGAUUGACAUCCUUCCGGAAGAGUACAGGGAACCGUUUCGACUGGGACUCGAUUCUUGUCGUACUGCAGCUGAUGAUAUUCCUGACAAAUGUGAUGUUGCCUACACCCUGCUUAAGUGUUUCUUCAAAGCUAGCCCAAAGUUUUUUUUCCCCUAAUAGUUUGGUCCGUUCCUUGCGUUUGCUCUGUAGUAAUGUCAAGGCCAACAGUAGUUUAUAGUAAAAGAACAACGCUAUUGAUUUGAAUUGUUUCUGCGUCAAACACUUAAAUAAACUAGUAUAAAAACACAAUAAAUGUUCUUAGUGGCUCAACAA
Messenger RNA from Anopheles funestus (African malaria mosquito), 636 nucleotides. Its product is annotated as general odorant-binding protein 72-like. The record is from RefSeq and is a predicted model, not a curated record. Gene Ontology annotation, cellular component: extracellular region. The transcript has 4 exons. Gene Ontology annotation, biological process: olfactory behavior; sensory perception of smell. Gene Ontology annotation, molecular function: odorant binding; dibutyl phthalate binding. NCBI's taxonomy places the organism in Eukaryota, Metazoa, Arthropoda, Insecta, Diptera, Culicidae. The coding region runs from base 1 to 480 and encodes 159 amino acids.